Messenger RNA from Hepatospora eriocheir, 1374 nucleotides. The record is from the annotation of a GenBank genome assembly. Lineage: Eukaryota; Fungi; Microsporidia; Hepatosporidae.
AUGAUAGAAAGUAAAAAUGAGCUAAUAACAGAGUUUAAUAAACUUACACUUAAAAUAAAUGAUGAAAGUGUUAUUGUAAGAGGAUUUAUUGAUACUAUUAAAACUUUUAGUAAGAAUAUGAUAUUUGUUAUAUUACGUGAUAGACUUGAAAAAGUUCAAUGUGUUGUUCUUAGGAAGCAAGUUAACGACUUUGAUUCAAUCAACAAAAUUCCAUUAGAAUCGUUUGUAAAAGUUACAGGUAAAGCAGUGGAAGUUAAAACAGAAAUAAAGAGCUGUACAAUUAAGAACAGGGAAAUUAGAGUAGAAACUUUAGAGGUUGUUUCUAGCAUAUCUGCACAAUUACCUUUUUCAAUAAAAGAUGCUUCAUCGAAAGGCACAGACAGAGCUAAUGUAAGUUAUAACGUGAGACUUGACAAUAGAUUUUUAGAUUUUCGAGUUCCUACAACAUACGCAUUUGUUAAAUUAUUGGAUGGUGUAAUGAGUGGAUUUAGAACAUAUUUGAAAUCAGAAGAUUUUACAGAAAUUAGAACAACUAAGAUAAUUCAAAGUGGAUCAGAAGGAGGUGCUAAUCUGUUUUCAAUAGAUUAUUUUGGUAAAAAAGCUUUUCUUGCUCAGAGUUCACAGUUAUACAAACAGAGUUGUAUUGCUGGAGGAAUGAAGAGAGUAUUUGAGAUUGGAUAUGCAUAUAGAGCCGAAGUACAGAAUGUCAAUAGAUAUUUGAGUGAGUUUACACAGGUGGAUAUUGAGAUGGAAAUUGAGAAUGAUUAUAUGGAUGUUAUAAGAUUUGUUCACAAAGUAAUUUUACAUGUGAUAAAAUACUUAAAGGAACAUUAUUCAAGGGAACUUGAAAUAGUAAGAGAAUAUACAGAUUUUAAAGAUGUUGAACUUAGUACUGAACCUGUUAUUAUUGAUCAUUCAGAGGGAGUAGAUAUUUUAAAGGCACAAGGAUAUGAAAUUGAUUAUGAAGAUGAUUUUAAUAGAGAGCAAGAAAAAGCUUUAGGUGCUCACAUCAAAAAGUUACACAAUGUUGAUUUAUUUGUAAUUAAAGACUAUCCAAAGAGUCAGAGAGCUUUUUAUACUCAAGUUUGCAAAGGCACUAAUAAGACAAGAUCAUAUGACUUUUUGCUCCGAGGCGAAGAGAUCUUGUCGGGUGCACAGAGAGAAACUGAUUUUGAAUCUUUAAAAAAUGCUAUUGCUGAAAAGGGUGUUAAUGUUGAUGGAUUAGAUUUUUAUUUAAAAAUGUUUAAAUUUGCUGUUCCGCCACAUGGUGGUGUUGGGAUUGGUCUUGAAAGGUUCUGUAAAUGUUUAUUUGAAACAAAUGAUAUCAGGCCUUUUUCGUUAUUCCCAAGAGAUCCUAGUAGAUUGUAUCCUUAA